AUAUAUUUUCCCAUUAGCAUUUGAAGGUUUAUUGACUCAAUUGUUGAAGAGAGAGAUAUUCCUCAGUUCUACAGUGAAGAAGUUUUUUUUUUUUUGGUUUUGGCUUUUGUUGUCAACCCAAGACUCUGUUCUUUGUAUGAAUGAUUGUGAUUCAAUCUCAGAUCUACAGUGGAAGGGGAUUUAUAAGUUUUGGCUGUUUUUGUCAACUUUUUGCUUCUUCAGCUCCUGAAGACUCUGUUCCUUGCAGUAAUGGUCCUCGUGAUUCAAUCUUAAAGAGAGGUAGCAACUAACAUGGCUUAUGAGAUGGAGACCGAUCAAAUUGAAGACAUGGACGUGGAAGUCCUUUCUUCAAUGUGGCCUGAAGAUGUUGGAAAUGAAGCUGGAAAACAGUUUAAUGUAGAAAAGCCAGGAGGUGAACAAGAUAUGUUGCAGGAGGUUACAAUUGUAGAGGAACCAACUAUAGUUGAUUUUCAGCGUCUUUUAGAGCUGACAAAAUAUACUGACAAAGGCUCAUCUCAAUUAGCAUUCCUUGUAAAACACUGGGAAUAUAAGCAAGCAAAUGCUGUUCGUCUUCUUAGAGAAGAACUUGACAAUUUAAGCAGGCAAAGACAGGAAUCAGAGCUUAAGAAAUUGGAGAUAUUGGAACAGCAUCGUUUCGAGGAGGAAAGAUAUGGAGGAGAUAAACGCCCGAUUUCCAUACUGGAUGAAGUUCUUGAUAUAUGGCAAGAAGUUCCACGGAGGAAAAAUGAUGUCGUGGUUCCAACUAAAAGAGUUGAAAUUGAUGCAGAAUAUGACACAGUUAUAUACUGGAAACAGCGAGCCAUGCAUUUGGAGAAAAUGUUGGAAGCAAGCAUCAACAGAGAGCAGAAUCUGAAGGAAAAAUUGCAAGAAAGCAUACAAAAACUGGAAAAGCAGUCCUCACCAGUAGAAGAGUUGUCCCAGAUUCUUGAAAGAGCAGAUAAUUUCUUACAUUUCGUACUUCAAACAGCCCCCCUUGUUUUUGGACAUCAGGAUAAAGAGCUGCGAUAUCGCUUCAUUUAUAACCCUUUUCCAAGCUUACAAGAGGAGGAUAUUUUAGGAAAAACGGAUGUGGAAAUUUUCACUGGUUCUGGUGUUAAGGAGUCCCAGGAUUUUAAAAAAGAAGUGAUGGAAAAAGGAUUACCUGCAAAGAGGGAAAUCACAUUUGAGACAGAGUUGUUUGGGUCAAAGACUUUCUUGAUAUAUGUGGAACCUAUUUUUAGCAAAACAGGGGAGACUAUUGGUAUAAACUAUAUGGGCAUGGAUGUUACUGAUCAGGUAAGGAAAAGAGAAAAGAUGGCAAAGCUUCGAGAGGAGAUUGCAGUACAAAAGGCAAAGGAAAAAGAACUCAACAAAACCAUACACAUAACAGAGGAGACAAUGCGUGCAAAACAGAUGCUGGCGACCAUGUCUCACGAGAUAAGAUCUCCUCUAUCUGGGGUUGUUAGCAUGGCCGAGAUACUUUCUACCACAAAACUUGAUCGAGAGCAAAAGCAAUUGUUGGAUGUCAUGCUGUCUUCUGGAGAUUUGGUCCUUCAACUUAUAAAUGACAUCCUUGAUCUUUCCAAGGUUGAAUCAGGUGUUAUGAAGUUGGAAGCUACUAAAUUCCGACCAAGAGAGGUGGUAAAGCAUGUUCUCCAGACAGCUGCAGCAUCAUUGCAAAAGAUUCUUACCUUGGAAGGACAUGUGGCAGAUGAUGUUCCUAUUGAUGUCAUUGGAGAUGUGUUAAGAAUUCGACAAAUUCUCACUAACCUGAUCAGCAAUGCGAUCAAGUUUACACAUGAAGGAAAGGUAGGAGUAAAACUUUAUCUAGUACCAGAGCCGCCUUUUGCAAAAGAAGGAUCUCAGCACGGAUCUGAUGGAUCAACUGCUAAUCAAUCUACUACUAGUGCAUCUAAAACAGAGUCAUAUACAUCAACGUCUAAAACUAGCAGUGAUCAGAAUGAGUUUCAUGGUAAGAAAAACGAAGGAUUAUGCCAAAAUAAUUCACAUCGCGAACCUGGAACUCCAGUCACGAAUGGAACAACAGAUGGAUCUGAAGAGCAAGUAGAGUUACCUGCAACAACAGUGUGGUUACGGUGUGAUGUAUACGACACUGGAAUAGGAAUACCAGAAAAUGCUUUACCUACUCUUUUUAAAAAGUACAUGCAAGUCAGUGCUGAUCAUGCCCGAAAGUAUGGUGGUACAGGACUAGGCCUCGCAAUAUGUAAACAGCUGGUUGAGCUGAUGGGCGGCCGCCUUACUGUGUCCAGUCGAGUGAAUUGUGGUUCUACAUUUACGUUUAUUCUACCUUACAAGGGUUCUACAUCAUGUGAUAGUUCUGAUGACCCAGAUGACCUCUCGGAUAUGGUUGAUCAUGAUGCUAUGGAUGAAGAUGAAACUGCUGGCUUUUUCCAAUUCCUGCCGCGGACUUUGGGAUCUCUAUUCUCUUCAAAUGGAUCUAGCAGAACACAAAAAUUAAUGCCACAUAAUAUUGGCUACGCAAAGUCGCAUAAACUUGAUGGAUUGUCAGAGAAUUGUUAUUCAUUCCCCAUGAAUAAUGGUCCACCAAAGGAGAUAGAUUCAGCUGUACAGAUAUCAUCCGAGCCUGGAAGUUCAAUUAGUCACAGUUGGGACCCUGAUAAUAAAAGUUGGAUUUGCUCAGAGAAAAGCCAAGCGGUGGAAAUGAAAAUCAAUACAAGCGGGCCCCAGCUCCCUCCUAAGAGGCAGAAGAAACCUGAUGUGGGUUCCCUUUCCAAAUUAAACGGCCGUCAACAAGUAUUGAAGAACUCUACCACCUCAAAGCCUAAGAUCUUACUUGUGGAAGAUAGCAAGAUUAAUGUAAUGGUGGCACAGUCAAUGUUGAAGCAGUUAGGCCACACGAUUGAUGUUGUGAACAAUGGUGCUGAAGCUGUCUGUGCUGUUCAGAAACACGGUUAUGAUCUUGUCCUGAUGGAUGUGUGCAUGCCGGUCAUGGAUGGCCUUCAAGCAACAAGAUUGAUUCGUUCCUUUGAAGAAACUGGUAAUUGGGAUGCAGCAGCAAAGGUUGGGAUAGAGCAAGAUUCAUCACAACCAGGUCAUACAUCUCCAACUAAGCGAAUUCCCAUAAUUGCGAUGACAGCAAAUGCAUUGUCAGAGAGUGCGGACGAGUGUUACGCAAACGGUAUGGAUUCAUUUGUUUCAAAGCCUGUAACUUUCCAAAAUCUGAAAGAGUGUCUUGAACAAUAUUUGGGCUGAAGGACACAUGUUGUAAAUGACGAGUAUGUAUAGAAAAUUGGCAGAACAUGGUAGCAAAGUUUUGUCAAUGUAUCUUC
Hibiscus syriacus is the source of this 3311-nucleotide messenger RNA. RefSeq names its product histidine kinase 5-like. Gene Ontology annotation, biological process: protein autophosphorylation; phosphorelay signal transduction system. The transcript has 13 exons. Lineage: Eukaryota; Viridiplantae; Streptophyta; Magnoliopsida; Malvales; Malvaceae. The record is from RefSeq and is a predicted model, not a curated record. Bases 292 to 3234 code for a protein of 980 amino acids. Gene Ontology annotation, molecular function: histidine phosphotransfer kinase activity; phosphorelay sensor kinase activity.